Messenger RNA from Geodia barretti, 565 nucleotides. Lineage: Eukaryota; Metazoa; Porifera; Demospongiae; Tetractinellida; Geodiidae. The record is from the annotation of a GenBank genome assembly.
GUUCAGAGUCCUUGGAGAGGGGGAUUUCAAACUCAUCAGAAUGACGGCCAAAUUCUGCUCACUCAUUUCUGUACGAUAACCACUGGUCGUAAGCGCAAGAAGCCCUCAGAAAAUCCUCCUAGUAAACAAAUGAGAGAUAACAAUCGAUACGUGUGCCAAGUGUAUCGAGACAAGGAGUACGACGACAUUGUUUUAUUUUCUGCCUUUCUUCACCAUGAGCUGUAUUUCACUCAACUGAAGGAGUUUGUAAAGGAGAACUUCUUUUCUCGACUGUUCUCGCUCUCUUUCGAGCACGAUCAGUAUUCUAGAGGACAAAGUAGCGCUAAAGUGGCCCCUUGAUAUAAGAUGGGAAAUAGACUCUGACAAAGAACCUUGUCAGCUAACCAAAGAAAUGAUGGACUCUAGUGAUAGCCUCCCAUAUCCUCCGACAAUCAAGCUCGAAAUCGAGAGAGCCCCUAAUUCAAGUCUUCAGUCCAUUAGAAUUCCGGUGGAGAUAUUGGGUAUCACAGAGCCGGGAAAGAAAUUCAUACUAAAGCCAAAGUUGAGGCAAGGCACCAGUCCACGU